ACUCACGCUUCACAAUCUCUGUGUAAACGAUACGACAAUAAGAAAAUACAAGACAUGGGCCUUUCGCAAUUUCCGACAGCGUCAGAAGGAGUACUACCACUUCUGGUAAUGAACACGGUUGUUUCAGUUACUCUGUUAAAGAACAUGGUGAUGUCCGUUUUCCGAAUUGUCGGAUCCGAUACUGAAGACUCCAUGGAGAUAGAGGAGCGUGAAGAGGAUUGUGUUAGGAGGAGAAGAAGAAUCUCGAUAACGCAGUUCAAGUCUCUGUGUGAGAACAGAGGAGGAGAAGAAGAUGAAGAAGAAGAGGAAGGUGUUGAGUGUUGUGUGUGUCUUUGUGGGUUUAAAGAGGAAGAGGAAGUGAGUGAACUGGUUUCUUGCAAGCAUUUCUUCCACAGAGCUUGUCUAGACAACUGGUUCGGUAAUAAUCACACAACCUGUCCUCUUUGCAGAUCCAUUCUCUAGUGGUGGUGGAACUAUCUUGUUUAACUCUUUCCAUUUUUGUUUUGCUUUUGUUAUGAAAACACCAACAUUCUGUAUCCUCUGUUUUGUCUCUUUUUCUGCUACGUCCUAUGUUUUUUUUACCCGUUUGGUGUUUUAUGUUUUCCCCCUUUUUGGUAAUGAAAAAGGGGGUUUUUUCAUAAUAAUAAAGGACUUGAAUUACUGUGUUUUAA
Molecule: messenger RNA, 671 nt
Organism: Brassica rapa (field mustard)
Lineage: Eukaryota; Viridiplantae; Streptophyta; Magnoliopsida; Brassicales; Brassicaceae
Product: probable E3 ubiquitin-protein ligase XERICO
Source: RefSeq, a predicted model, not a curated record